Guillardia theta CCMP2712 is the source of this 1101-nucleotide messenger RNA. RefSeq lists its product as hypothetical. The annotation marks the transcript as partial. Lineage: Eukaryota; Cryptophyceae; Pyrenomonadales; Geminigeraceae. Gene Ontology annotation, biological process: DNA repair. Gene Ontology annotation, molecular function: protein binding; protein serine/threonine kinase activity. The record is from RefSeq and is a predicted model, not a curated record. The transcript has a single exon.
UAUGUAUCGAGAUUCGAAAACCACUAUAUCAUCCCAGGUGGGAUCACAGAACCAAAGAAAAUUGUUUGCAUAUCUUGUAACAAUGUAGCAUUCCCUCAGCUUGUCAAGAAAGAUGACCCGAACACCGAUUUGAUCGCCUCGCAGCUUUUCUCGGUGGUCAAUGUUCUCCUCAAGAAGGACAGCGCUUGCCGGGAAAGGAACCUCAAGAUGUUGAUGUACAAAGUGAUCCCAAUCGCCAAGGAUGUAGGACUGAUAGAAUUCGUCGAGGGAGCUCAGUCUCUUAGUGAUGUCCUCGUACGGAAGGAUACCGACUCACUGCAUGCUCGAUUUGAUCCUCAAGAUUUCAAUUUUGUCACGUGUAGGCAAAUGAUUUCUGGGAUACAGAAAAGCUACAAGAUCAAGCUGGGAAAAGCAAAGACGGAGGGAGAGAGGAUGCAGUUACACUCUGAUAUGACAAGGGAAUUAAGAUCCAAGUUCGACCUGAUCUGCGACAAGGUCUCCCCUGUAUUCAGGUAUCACUUCCUAGAGAUCUCCUCUAGCGCGAGCGACUACCUCGGGAAGCGGCUCAACUACACAAGGAGCGCAGCAGCAUCCUCCAUGGUCGGGUACAUCGUCGGACUCGGAGAUCGGCACCUUUCCAACAUUCUGAUCGAUGCUGAUCGUCAGUUGCUCCACAUCGACCUCGGCCAAGUGUUUGACUUCGCCCGGGCCACCCCUCGAUACCCAGAGACUGUUCCUUUCCGCCUUACCAGGGACAUGGUUGACGGGAUGGGCAUGCUGGGGGUGGAGGGCUCCUUCAUCCGCUGUUGCAUCGAAUCAAUGCGCGUCAUGCGAGAAAACAAGAAUGCCCUGCUGUCCGUCAUUGACAUCUUGCUGUACGAGUCGAACUUGGAACGGCUAUCAGCAAAGGUCAACGACAACAACGGUGCAGAGAAGAUGGCGCUGUUUGCAACUCUUGUCCGGGGAUCCAUCAAAGGUAAGUUGGAGGGGGCGUACGGGGGGGAGGUGCUGGGGAUAGAAACUCAGAUCAGACGGCUCAUACGAGAGGCGACGGACCCUGAGAAUCUCUGCCAACUUUUUCACGGUUGGAGCGCGUGGAUA